AUGGAGGAUCAAAAGGAUGGCAUUAAUCCUUCCCAGGACCGUGGUGGAAGGGUCCUAGACACACGAGACGUGACCGAUGAAGCUGGGUUGCUCCCAGAAAAGGCCUCCGUGUCCCAAGACUGGAAACUUGCUGAUGUUGUGAGAGCAAAACACCAGAACAGUUUAGACAGUCUCCCAAGGGAGCGGAAGUUGGGUGUUACCUGGUCUAAUUUAACGGUCAAAGUCGUCAGCGCCGAGGCGAGCAUUCACGAGAAUGGCUUGUCGCAGUUCAACAUACCCCAAAUCGUGAAGGAGUCUCGACAAAAGCCACCACUGAGGACGAUUCUUGAUGCAUCUCAUGGCUGUGUCAAGCCUGGAGAAAUGCUCCUGGUUCUUGGUCGGCCCGGCUCCGGCUGUACAACGCUACUGAAGACAUUGGCGAACAGAAGAGGAGGAUAUGACACCGUUGAAGGUGAGGUGUGGUAUGGGUCCAUGCCUCAUAACGAGGCGAAAAGAUACAGGGGUCAGAUUGUCAUGAACACCGAGGAAGAACUGUUCUUUCCCACCUUGACCGUGGGUCAAACAAUAGACUUCGCCACUCGAUUGAAAGUCCCUUUCCACCUUCCCAAAGGCGCACAAUCUCGUGCGGAACACCAGCAAGCGACACGAGACUUCCUUCUUGAAUCCAUGAAUAUCUCUCACACCAAAGAUACCAAGGUCGGUAAUGAGUACGUGAGAGGAGUUUCCGGAGGGGAGAGAAAACGAGUAUCCAUCAUCGAGACCUUGGCGACCAAUGCUUCCGUCUUUUGCUGGGACAACAGUACCCGGGGACUAGAUGCAAGCACAGCACUGGAGUACACCAAGGCUAUCCGAUCGAUGACAGACAUACUUGGUCUCUCUUCAAUAGUGACGCUGUACCAAGCUGGCAAUGGUAUUUUCGAUUUGUUCGACAAAGUCCUGGUCCUCGAUGGUGGUAAAGAAAUCUUUUAUGGCCCGAGAGAAGAAGCACGCCCAUUCAUGGAAGAAGUGGGCUUCUGGUGCCCACCUGGUGCAAACGUGGCCGACUUUCUUACUGGCGUCACCGUACCGACAGAGCGACAGAUUCGAGAAGGCUACGAGGAUAGAUUUCCGAGAAGUGCCGACGACUUGCUGCAACAUUACGAAAGAUCUGAUAUCUAUAAACGAAUGGCCGCAGAAUAUGACUUUCCAAACACACCCGAAGCGGAGACGAAUACCAAAGCUUUCCAGGAAUCUGUUGUUUUUGAGAAGGACAAACGCCUUGCCCAUUCAAGCCCACUGACAGCUGGAUUUCUACCUCAGGUGCAAGCAUGUGUGUUGCGCCAAUACCAGAUUCUUUGGGGCGACAAAGCGACAUUUCUCAUUAAGCAAAUUUCCAACAUUGUGCAGGCCUUGAUCGCUGGAUCGUUAUUCUAUAACGCGCCCAAUAAUUCGGCAGGUCUCUUCGUCAAGGGAGGUGCGCUGUUCUUUGCCCUUCUCUUCCCGAGUCUGGUCGCCAUGUCCGAAGUCACCGACUCUUUCGCCGGUCGACCUGUCCUGGCGAAGCACAAAUCUUUUGCCUUUUUCCAUCCUGCCGCAUUUUGUAUCGCUCAAAUCACCGCCGACAUACCUCAACUACUGGUCCAGAUCACUACUUUCUCUGUGAUACUCUACUGGAUGACGGGGUUGGCUGCGGCGGCCGACAAGUUCUUUUCUCUGUGGGUGAUCCUCUUCGCCGCGGCUAUGUGCAUGACUGCGUGCUUUAGGGCUAUUGGCGCGGCGUUCUCGACGUUCGACGCCGCUUCAAAGGCAUCUGGUUUCGUUGUUAUGACCGUCGUCAUGUACGCGGGUUAUUUGAUCGCAAAACCUGAAAUGCAUCCUUGGUUCGUAUGGAUCUUCUGGAUCAACCCUCUUGCAUACGCAUUUGAAGCCAUCAUGGGAAACGAAUUCCACGAUCGCCUGAUUCCUUGCGUGGGCACCAACCUUGUUCCGACUGGGCCCAAUUAUAGUGAUCCGCGAUUUCAAUCAUGCACCGGAGUUCGCGGAGCUCAAAGCGGAGCAGUGUCUGUAACGGGCGAUGCUUAUUUAGAAUCGCUCUCGUACAGCCACUCGCGACUAUGGAGAGACUUUGGCAUUCUUUGGGCUUGGUGGCUGUUGUUUGUUGCAAUCACCAUCAUGUUCACGACUAGGUGGAAGUCAGACUCUGACAAGGGAAGCAAAGCCCUUGUUCCCCGCGAAAAUUCUCACAAGUUGCGCCAUAUCCUGGGAGAUGUUGAGUCACAGGUGCAAGAAAAGCAGGCCGUCAGCUCUGACUCGUCGCUGAAAGAACCUUCUUCCCCUGCAGACAACAGCGCUGAAACACUGGUCCAAAACACCUCCAUAUUUACGUGGAGGAACCUGAGCUACACUGUCAAGACCUCUCAUGGCGAAUUGAAACUCCUCGAUAAUAUCCAAGGAUGGGUGAAGCCUGGAAUGCUCGGUGCUCUCAUGGGAAGUUCUGGUGCGGGAAAGACAACACUUCUUGAUGUGUUGGCACAGCGUAAGACCGAUGGCACCAUUCACGGCUCCAUCCUUGUCGAUGGACGGCCAUUGCCUGUCUCCUUCCAACGAUCAGCGGGGUAUUGCGAACAGCUCGACGUGCAUGAACCAUACGCAACGGUUCGAGAAGCACUGGAGUUUUCAGCGCUUCUCAGGCAAUCCCGUCAGACCCCGGCAAAGGAAAAACUCAAAUACGUCGACACAAUCAUCGAUCUCUUGGAGCUAGGAGACAUCCAAGACACGCUCAUCGGGUUUCCUGGCGCUGGACUUUCGAUUGAGCAAAGAAAGAGAGUUACGAUCGGGGUAGAGCUCGUGGCGAAACCAAGCAUUCUGAUCUUCUUGGAUGAGCCGACGUCAGGUCUCGAUGGGCAGUCAGCUUAUAACACGGUCCGCUUCCUCCGAAAACUCGCCGAUGUGGGCCAAGCUGUGUUGGUGACGAUUCAUCAGCCAUCGGCUCAACUCUUUGCGCAGUUCGACACGUUGCUCCUGCUUGCGAAGGGCGGGAAGACCGUAUACUUUGGCGAUAUCGGGGACCAAGCCAGCGUCGUGAAGGAUUACUUUGCUCGAUACGGUGCUCCAUGCCCUUCUGAGACCAAUCCCGCAGAGCACAUGAUCGACGUUGUGUCCGGCCACCUAUCUCAAGGACGAGACUGGUCCAAGGUGUGGUUGGAAUCAGAGGAACACAAGAACGUCACCAACGAGCUGGAUGGCAUGAUCGCCGAGGCGGCCUCCAACCCUCCAGGCACCCACGAUGACGGGUUCGAGUUUGCUAUGCCACUGUGGUCACAGAUCAAAAUCGUCACCCACAGAAUGAACGUUGCCCUGUACCGCAACACCGACUACACGAACAACAAGUUCGCUCUUCAUGUCUCCAACGCCCUCUUCAACGGCUUCUCCUUCUGGAUGAUCGGUGACGGUUUGACAGAUAUCCAAUUGAAACUCUUUACAAUUUUCAACUUCAUCUUCGUCGCACCGGGGACCAUCGCCCAACUACAGCCUCUCUUCAUUGAACGCCGCGACCUCUUCGAGACCAGGGAGAAGAAAUCUAAGAUGUACAGCUGGGUCGCCUUUGUUACAGGCCUGGUCGUUUCGGAGUUCCCUUACCUCAUUAUCUGCGCCUUCCUGUACUUUGUGUGUUGGUACUACACUGUCGGAUUUCCCAACAACAGCAACAGUGCUGGCGGCACAUUCUUCGUCAUGCUCUUCUACGAGUUCCUAUACACGGGCAUUGGUCAGUUCAUCGCCGCAUACGCUCCAAAUGCGGUCUUUGCAGCCCUCGUCGAUCCUCUCCUCAUCGGCGUGCUCGUUUCCUUCUGCGGCACUCUUGUGCCCUAUGCACAGAUCCAGGCUUUCUGGCGCUACUGGAUGUACUGGAUGGAUCCUUUCACUUAUAUUAUGGGAUCCCUACUUUCAUUCGCCGUCUGGGACUCGAAGAUCACUUGCAAGGAGAACGAGUUCGCCUUGUUCGACACCCCCAACAACGUCACUUGUCGCGAGUACCUGGCUGGAUACUUGCAGACACCACACGGUCAGCUAGCUAACCUCGUCAACCCGGAUGCGACGAGCGGGUGUCGUGUGUGUGAGUACAGGACUGGUGCUGAUUACUUGUAUACACUCAACUUGAAGCACAAAUAUGUCGGGUGGCGAGACGCUGCGAUAGUGGUCAUCUUCGUCUUCAGCUCUUAUGCUUUGGUCUACGCACUGAUGAAGCUUAGGACGAAACAGAGUAAGAAGGCUGAGAGCUGA
Messenger RNA from Exophiala spinifera, 4260 nucleotides. RefSeq lists its product as uncharacterized. The transcript is spliced from 4 exons. The record is from RefSeq and is a predicted model, not a curated record. Gene Ontology annotation, biological process: transmembrane transport. Gene Ontology annotation, molecular function: ATP binding; ATP hydrolysis activity; ABC-type transporter activity. Gene Ontology annotation, cellular component: membrane. Bases 1 to 4260 code for a protein of 1419 amino acids. Lineage: Eukaryota; Fungi; Ascomycota; Eurotiomycetes; Chaetothyriales; Herpotrichiellaceae.